UAAGUAUAUAAAUAGAUAAAUAGAUGAGAGGAUAUUAAAUUAUCUAAAAUUAAUAACUACAUAUUUAUAUAUUGAUUUAGUAUAUAAAUCUGAAAUUAUUUAGAUAAAAAAUAUAUGUCGAGUGUUUAAUUCUUUCCGAAUUCAACCGUAGUAAAGUUAAUUUUUAAUAUUGUUGUACAUUUUAUUAGUUAUCCAUAAUGAGGAUGGUAGGAACAUAAACGAAUUUUAUUCAAUUAAUUAUUGGUCACCCAUAGCCAGGAUAAGCAUUGAAUACAAAGUGCCACAUGUUAGCCAUUGUUUAUGUAAUCUUUUAUAUUUUAUGCCAUCCAAAAAUGGGAAAAGUUGGUUUCUCAAAAGAACAAGUUCUAACUUUUUCAGAAAUGAAUUGUUUUGCUUGAAAUACAGAGAAGCUAAAACACUGGAAUUUUUGAAUUCAUACGUUGACAAAAACCCAAAAAAAAAAAAAAAAACUAAAAGAAAAAAAGAAAGAAAGAAAGAAAAAGAAAAAGAAAAAAGCAAGAAAUUAUCCCUAUAUAUGGAAGCAUGCAUCCUUAGUUUUCUCGCAUGUUGGUGUCUUUUUCUCUUGUAUCCUCUCGUUAGCAUGAACUCCAGAACACAAUCCAGCUUUAUGCUGCCUGACUCUCGCCCUGCCCACCCAAAUCUCCUCAAUACUGUCAAGUUAGAAAUGGAAACAGACGACAGUUUUGGAAGUUCAGCAAGCCUUCACAGUUUUCCACAUUUAAAGCAGGCCUCAUCUACCAUACAACUCUCACCUAUUUCAACUGCACGUAUCAAAAGGAAAUUUCCCGAAACUCUUGAUCAUCAUUAUGUGUAUAUUUUACUUGCAGGACAUUGGUGAAAUUUCUGGAGAGGUCUGGAGAAACCAAUAUAAUCGAAAUACUAAAAGAAUGCUUUCAACUUAUACGCAUGCUAUAUCUGAAAGGGUUAAUCCCAUAUUGUCCAACAUGGGUGGAGGAGCCAUGUACCAAGCCCCAUGUAUGUUUCCAGGACCCUAUUUUUAUCCAGUUAUGCCGACUAAUCCGACUCCAAGAAUGGGGAUUUUUAGCACUUGUCAAUAUGGUUGUGUACCUAUGGCAGUAUUUCCUUCAUAUCAUCUCCAUCUCCAUCUUCAUCUCCAACCUUCUUCAUUAGCAGCAGCAGCAGCAACACGGCUUCAACAAAUGUCUGCAGAUUUUCCAUUCCUUCGACAGCCUUUACUAGGAGCUGCUACUUCCGGUACUCCACUACCAACUGCAUCUUCUCAUCAGGGACUAUCUACUUCUCAAAAGCAGGAACAAUAGUCUGUCAACAGAGACUGCUAUCAAAAGGCUUCAAAUUUGAAUCUUUCCGCUAGGUGGAGAUGAAGGUAUCAUAUUUGGUAUUUCGAUAAGCUAAUCAAAUACCAGUAACAGGUGGAGAUGGACGUAUGAUAUAGUUGCACUUCAAUACUCUUUUAUUUUAUUUUAUUUUGGGUUGUAAGCAUAAAAGUGAUCUUUCUUCUUCUUUUACUCAAUAGAUGGGGAAAGCCCUUACAUAGCUCACAUCAUUUAAUAGAUUUAACUUAAUAUAUAAAAAAUCCAUUAACGUAUUUCAUUUGUAAUAAUUUCUUUUGUGGCCUAAGCAGUAUUUAAUUUGUGAUUCCGUAAUAUAUAUAAAAUAUAAAAAUUACUUAAAA
Ricinus communis (castor bean) is the source of this 1675-nucleotide messenger RNA. RefSeq lists its product as uncharacterized. The transcript is spliced from 3 exons. The record is from RefSeq and is a predicted model, not a curated record. NCBI's taxonomy places the organism in Eukaryota, Viridiplantae, Streptophyta, Magnoliopsida, Malpighiales, Euphorbiaceae. Bases 828 to 1301 code for a protein of 157 amino acids.